AUGAUCGAAACAUUCCAUCCCUUCCCAAGGCUGCCCGAAGAGCUCAGAUUAUACAUCUGGGAGAUGGUGCGGCCCCGGAAGCAAAAGAAUCCCUCGUCCUACUUCUCCGACUUUGGCAUGUGGAUGGCCUGCAAGGAAUCGAGAGCCGUCGUCACCAGCCGACUUGCAAAGCGAUACGAAGGCCAGGGUCGAACCUAUCGGGAUACUGUCAAGCUGCGACACGACCAAGAAAACAUCACCUUCGGUCUCGAUCGGGAAGACCUCAUCUGCAUGCAAGUUCCAGACCCUGGAGUCUCGGACCCGUCGACCAUUCGGCCUCCCUACCAACUCGACUUUGAUUUGCCAAUAACAGAACCAUGGCACAUUGCGUUCGAACAUGACGCGUCCUGGAGCUUCACCGACUGGGGAGACCUCACCCUGUACCAAAUGAGGGGUGAAGAAGGCCCACGAGGGGCCUUUCUGAGAACCCUUGAGGAGGUGAUCAAAAGCAGCCUACAUUGCCGGCUUUACCUUAUUCAAUAUGGUGCGAAGAUGAAGCCCGGCAAGUCCCCGAUCGAGGGGUUUUACGGUGAUGGGUUCCACUUGGCACUCGUCGACGAAGGAGAUGUCGAGAUUGAACGUCCGAGUGGCUUCCAGAAUGCUUGGGACUUCAUGUGGAAUGUGGACAACUGGAGCGAUGGCAUUUGGGAAGGGCUGAAAGAUGAGGAGCAACGGCACUGCAGUUUCUGUUGCUCCGUCCCAAUAAUGGCAGGCAUGCAUGUGGAUAUAUUGAUUUAUGAGGAGAUUUGA
This is a messenger RNA of Colletotrichum destructivum, 789 nucleotides long. RefSeq lists its product as uncharacterized. NCBI's taxonomy places the organism in Eukaryota, Fungi, Ascomycota, Sordariomycetes, Glomerellales, Glomerellaceae. Bases 1 to 789 code for a protein of 262 amino acids. The record is from RefSeq and is a predicted model, not a curated record. The transcript is spliced from 2 exons.